CAAGAUGUCAAUUCAUAACAAAUAUUUUAUCCAUUAUUUGUCUUUAAAUCUUUAAAUGUAACGUUCCAAAAAUCUAUUAAUCUUCAAGGGUCCUCCUUCGCCAACCUUUAAACUCGUGAAGGCAAAGGCACGAACGACAUCGUUUCCGCAAGUAGCAUAGGCCAUGGAGCCAACAAACCACCACCACAACUCCGCCGCGUCCUCACCGCCCGCACGGCGGUCAAUUUGCCCUAAUUGCACCCGUCCCCAACCAGUCUGCCUAUGCAAAUUCCUUCCAUCUCCACCAAUCGCAACCAAAACACAAAUCAUUAUCCUUCAACAUCCUCACGAGGCACAACACAAGCUCUCCACCACACCGAUUCUCACCAAAUGCCUCUUAAACGCAACCACCAUCGUCAAUCGCCGCCUCAAGCCCGGCCUCUCCGAUCUCCUCGACCGAUCGCCUACCGCCGUCUACCUCUUCCCGCCGACGCCUCACUCCUCGCCGCCAAUCAACAUCUCGGAACUCGACCUAACCUCCUCAUCCUCGCCGGAUUCCAAUCUGGUUCUGAUAGCGUUCGACGGGACGUGGAAGCACGCGAAGGAGAUGGUGCGAUCGAGCGAGGAGUUUCUAUCGAGAUUCGCGAGGAGAAUUUGCUUGGAUUUCGACGAGAGCGUCGAUGGCGGAAGCAUUUUUGAUUCGGAGUUGAUUCUGAGGAAGGAGCCGCACGGCGGUUGCGUUAGCACGAUGGAGGCAGUGGCGAGAUGCUUGAGAGUGAUGGAGGCGGAUGGGGCGGAGAUUGAGGUGAGAUUGAUCGGAGUUUUGAGGGAAAUGGUUAGGUUACAGGCUGGGUUCCUGAAGCCCAUGAACCCUAGGCCCAAAUUGCUGAAGACGAAGAAGAAGACGAAGAACAAGAGCGAAAGGGAGGAUGAAAUUAGAUGAAUCUUUAACAUUAUCAUUUUAGUCCCUUAAUUCGAGUUUUAUUCCAUUUUUGUCUCUAUAUUUCUUUUUAUUUAAUAUUAGU
Messenger RNA from Cucurbita moschata (crookneck pumpkin), 1004 nucleotides. RefSeq names its product DTW domain-containing protein 2. Bases 164 to 922 code for a protein of 252 amino acids. NCBI's taxonomy places the organism in Eukaryota, Viridiplantae, Streptophyta, Magnoliopsida, Cucurbitales, Cucurbitaceae. The record is from RefSeq and is a predicted model, not a curated record. The transcript has a single exon.